AUGAAUCCCAAAACAAAGUUAAGAACACCCAACGAAGUGUUGAUUCUGUUUCGUCACCUAACAAAAGCAACAAAAAAAUUCCAAAUUGAAGAGUCUCCUAGAGUUGGCGGUUCAACCAAUCUUGUAAAUUUACCUUUCCUUGAUAUGGAUGUGAAAAAGAUGAUGAGGGUUGGAUCGUUAAUUCAAAUAAAAAUGGAGGAAAUUAUAUUUGGUGAGGAGUUUUUAGAGCAUCUACGUGUAGAGAGUAUAAAAGAGAUUCUUGAUCAUAAUUGGUUAAGUGCCUCUAUUAUCAUUGUAUUUUCCAGGUAUUUUUAUGACAAGUUUAUUAGUCCAAAUGGAUUAAUAAAUAAGUUCUCCUUCAUAUCCCCACAUGUAUCACGAGAGGAUAAUCUAGGAAAUGCUAUAGCAAAAAUACUUCUGAAAGAUGAGGAGUACUUCAAGGAUAAGAUGAUUCUUGCACCUUGCAAUCUAGGGAAACAUUGGGUAUUACUUGUCAUCAAUCUCGAUGCUGAGGUGAUAUAUUACAUGAAUCCGUUGAAUGGUGAGCCAACUAAACAUCAAGAUUUAAAAACCAAGUUUGAGAAUGCAUUGCAAAUUUAUCGUGCUAAUAGUAACUCUAAAGUGUCUAAAGUCUCCAAGUCAAAGAAAAUUUCAUGGUCAAAAAUUCAGAUAUUGUCCCCGCAAAUUAAUAGCAUUGACUGUGGAUAUUUUGUAAUGCGAUUUAUGAAAAAGGUCAACAUGGAAAAUGAAAUUAUGAUCCCCAUGAAUUACUUUCCUGACUACAAAUGUCGUACCUACUCUAAGGAUAAGUUAACUGAGGUCAAAGAGGAUUAG
This is a messenger RNA of Lathyrus sativus (Indian pea), 834 nucleotides long. NCBI's taxonomy places the organism in Eukaryota, Viridiplantae, Streptophyta, Magnoliopsida, Fabales, Fabaceae. The record is from the annotation of a GenBank genome assembly.